AUGGCCGUUCCGGGCUCCACCCGAUCGGUUUUAGGUAAUAACGUGAUUAAGGGUCGUGAUUUCUUCGAUCAGAAAGGCAAAGAACCGGCCUCCUUUGUACGCGUCGAACGAAUGCUGAUCAUUCCGUUCAACCGUGAUGAAGUGCAGAAGCACCGCGGAAUAUCAUCGAAACGUGAUGAGGCUCUCGGUACCAGAGCUCGCUACGUGCGCAAGGAAUCACUACGCACCAAAGUCCGCUAUGCCUCGCGUUCACCCGUCUGGAACGAGAAGUUUGAGUUCCCUACCAGCCUAAAGCAAUUGUCACUCACCUGCAUCGAUGUCCAUGUGUUUGAUAUCAACUCUUCGCCAAUUACUAAGAAAAAAGAGGAAAUCGGCUGUUUCAGAAUAGGUCGCAUGGGCCGUCGGGACGGUCGUGAACAUUGGGCCGCCAUGCUGGCGAAGCCAAACUAUGCCGCCUUAUUUUGGUACUAUGUUUUUCUAUAA
Protopolystoma xenopodis is the source of this 483-nucleotide messenger RNA. The record is from the annotation of a GenBank genome assembly. Lineage: Eukaryota; Metazoa; Platyhelminthes; Monogenea; Polystomatidea; Polystomatidae.